AUGACAGAGAAACUCGAUCACGGGCCCAAGGUCAUGUCCGUGAACGGCAAAGUAUCCGCGGCGAUCUACAAACCUCUUGACAACACACGGCAAGAAAUCCGACUUCUCACGCUUCUUCCGUCUGAAGAUAAAGAUGUAAAUAUUCGUUGCACCCUUUCACACGCCGUACUCAACACCCCAUCUGGGAAUCCAGCAUACGAGGCGCUAUCCUAUGUUUGGGGAGAGCCUGAUUUCUCGGAGCCGAUAAUUCUCAACUACCAUACUUUCUUCAUUACACCAAGUCUGAAGUACAUCCUUUCAUGCCUAAAGCAAAGAUAUGACCAGCAACGAGUUCUUUGGGUCGAUGCAAUCUGCAUCAAUCAGUCAGACGUCGAGGAGCGGGGUCACCAAGUCGCUCUUUUGCACGAAAUCUAUUUGAAUUGCCAACGAGAUAUCGCAUGGCUAGAUCCAAUGAUCUUAAUAAUGCAUGGCAAGGCCCAUAAGCUCUGCAGUCUUCCAGAUUUCCAAGAAGAAGAAAAUUGA
Messenger RNA from Fusarium odoratissimum NRRL 54006, 522 nucleotides. RefSeq lists its product as uncharacterized. The transcript has a single exon. Bases 1 to 522 code for a protein of 173 amino acids. The record is from RefSeq and is a predicted model, not a curated record. Lineage: Eukaryota; Fungi; Ascomycota; Sordariomycetes; Hypocreales; Nectriaceae.